Nymphaea colorata (pocket water lily) is the source of this 974-nucleotide messenger RNA. RefSeq lists its product as uncharacterized. The transcript has 6 exons. Bases 109 to 768 code for a protein of 219 amino acids. The record is from RefSeq and is a predicted model, not a curated record. NCBI's taxonomy places the organism in Eukaryota, Viridiplantae, Streptophyta, Magnoliopsida, Nymphaeales, Nymphaeaceae.
CCAGUGCUCCAUCUCCCCACCAGUCCUCAAUUAAUUCUCCGCGGAGAGCAGGAUUCCCGUCCUUCUUUUUAAGGAAUCCUUCUCCUUCGUCUUCUUACUGGUGAGAGGAUGGGGAAAGCAACAGCGAUGCCGGCGACAGUGCUGGCCGGAAUCUGUUUUCCGGCGUUCUUCAUCCUUCUGUGCUGCGCCGCAGGAGCGCUAGGCGCCGAGUCGCCGAUGUUUGCUCCUUUUAUCGACAACGUGUGUAAAGCCGUGAGUUGUGGGAAGGGAACUUGUAAAUCCUCCAGCAGUAACUUAUUCAUCCCAUACGUCUGCGAGUGCGAAGAUGGGUGGAAAAGGAUGGUCAACACCACCGGCUUUGAGUUCAUGCCCUGCAUCAUCCCUAACUGUACUGUGGACUAUUCCUGUAAUCAGCAGUCUCCACCUCCUCCUCCGGCAGUAGUACCGCAGUUCCAGCUUCCAAAUUCUUCAAUUUUUGACCCAUGCAAAUUUGCUUACUGUGGAGAAGGAACAUGCAUGAAGAACUCAACAUUUGGUUAUACUUGCCAGUGCAAAGAAGGUGCUGCCAACCUUAUGAAGUUGGACAGCCUUCCAUGCAUGACUAAAUGUAAUCUUGGAGCUGACUGUUCAGGCACUGGAAUUGCAAUUGGUAAACAACCGCCAUCAUCUGAACCAGUCACCAGUCCAAAUAGCAGCAAAGGCCUGUCAAGAAGCGUGAAGUGGUUCAUUACAUGCGCACUGGUUGGACUCAUGGUUCCUGCUGUAUGAAAGUGGUCAUUAUCACUCGUUCUUGUACAAAAUUGUGUCACCAUAUUGUGAGAGAUGGCUUUUGCUAGUGCCAUUAUCAUGUCUUUAGUUUUUACAAUUGAGUUUUUUUUACCAUCUUGAACAGGCUUGCCGCACCACAUAGAGAGCAUCUGUAUUCUGUUAGUUUGGUCGCAUAAAUGAGUUCAUUUUUGGGUUCUUUUCGGAAA